This is a messenger RNA of Bursaphelenchus okinawaensis, 4475 nucleotides long. The record is from the annotation of a GenBank genome assembly. Lineage: Eukaryota; Metazoa; Nematoda; Chromadorea; Rhabditida; Aphelenchoididae.
AUGGCAUGGUCAUUCCUGUAGGUUACUGUAUUCUUAUAUUUUAAGUAUUUAAAUUAUUCAGAAAGCUGAGGUAAAUUUUUUGUAUGCUUUUGCAUUGUCGGACCGUUUCACAAUUUUUAAAAAUACAAAAACGUAAUUAAAGUUACAAUACUUGCUAAUUUGCAAACUCUUACUCUUUGAAGCUUAAAACAAAAAACAUUUUCAAGAGUAUAAGCUGAACACUAUUGUUUCAAUUAGUACUAUAUAACCAUAAAUCGUCCCUUUGAGUAAUUAUAAGUAAUUAAUAUAAUCCCCUUCCAACGCUGUUUUGUAACACUGGGUAUGGAAGAGAUAUUAACAUAGCCGAGAUUAACUCGAUACCUCGAAGCCGGCCUUAAUUUCCUGCCAACCUUUUGACCGGCUUUUGUAGGGACGUAUCGGGAUGACUUUCGGCUACAUCCGUCUGUCUUUUCCGUCACCCAAUUAGAAGCCCAUUUACAAAUUUUGGCAUCAGAAGCGGAAUGUAGGCUCCAGAACGCUUUCAAACACAUGUUUAUUUACCCAACAGUUAAUUUAAGCCAAUUCACAAUUAAUGGCAUCAUUUACUGUUUAGUAUGGCAUGGCAGUUUGCACUUAUAAUCAGCCAGUCGAUAAAUGCAGGAGUGCAGGCGGAACAGAGUCCCACCACCAACGACCGCGACCUUCUACUACUCAUAGCACAGACAGUUCAGCUGGGGCACCCCGGCCUACUGCAAGACAAAUCUACCUCACUACACAACCAUGAACAUCACGUCGCCUCACUCCCUGCCCUAUCUGCCUCAGGCCCCCAGUUGUGUUUGGGGCUUGGCGAUGUUUUCAUCGCUCUGUUUUUGGUAAGUGUUUUUAGGUUUUUGAACUUUUGCAAAUUCGUUGAACUCUUGAAUAUUUACCUUGCACUUUUCGGCAUAAACAUUUAGAAUAUGUUAAACUUUUACAUUUUACAAUCAAAGCUUUUAAAAAAUCUUUUUUGACAUACUGCUUCACUUUUUAAAUUUAAAUUUUUCAGAUAAUAUUAAUAUUAAUGACCAUCUUUGGUAAUAUCCUCGUCGUGCUCUCCGUGUUUCUGUACAAAAGAAUGCGUACCUUCACUAACAUAUUGCUCACUUCAUUAGCUACAGCAGGUAACGGCCAUUUUCAAAUAAAACCUUACGACAAACGUUAACAAGUUGUCAUCAAUAUUUCACCAAAUGUUUGUCAUUAAUCCAAUUACUUUUAGUAAUUUUCAUCGUUUAUCGAAUUACUGCAAAAUAUUUUUCCUUAUUUUCCAAAAAAUUUAAAACUUGAUUUUAGAUCUACUAGUGGGACUAGUAGUGAUGCCAUUAGCUCUAGUCGACCUUUUAUUCGACCACAAUUGGCAGUUCGGUCGAUUCUUGUGUUCGGUGUGGGCUACGACCGACGUGCUAUUAUGCACGGCUUCGAUUUUGAAUCUGUGUGUAAUAUCAUUGGACAGGUACAUGGCCAUCACUUCACCGCUUAAGUACCCUAGAACACGGUAAGCAUGAUUUAUUUCGAUUUUGUUACUUUUGCCAUAUAUUUGUCAACAACGCGAUUUAAAUAUCCCAUAUUACACAUUACCUAACAAAAAAAUAUUAUAGACAGUAAACCUCUAAUAAUUGCUACUUUCAGAAGUCGACUAAUGGCGAUAUUACUCUUAAGUUCAGUCUGGUUCAUAUCAUUGGUAGUGUGUUCUCCUCCAUGGAUUAUUCCUAGCUGGGGAAUCUUCAAUCAACAGACCAUAAACUACAGUAACAAGUUUGUUUGCGGGUACCCGGUCUCAAUUCCGUAUCGAAUCUACAGCGCGUUGUGUAGUUUCUACAUCCCGUUACUGGUAAGUAGCAAAGCAAAAACUAUCCUUUUAGACCAUAGGAGGCUCUUUGGCCCUUUUUUCGUUUGGUUCUUAUAAAUUGACUAGACUUAUAAGCUUAUCUCAAAUCUUACUAAGCGAAACUUUUGUAGAUAAUGCUCUCAGUAUACUUUAAAAUCUUCCGAGUAGCAUCAGAACGAGAAAAACUUAUGCGACAGAACUUGGGAACGUGUAGGUUAAGUAGAAGAAUCGACAAACAUCGACGAAGACAACAACUACUACAAGCCAACAAUCAUAACAGGUACCUUUUUAACUGCUUCACUCUUUUAUCAAUGGUUUCAUCGUACUAACACAAUUAAUAUUAUACAUACGUAAAUUAUGUAUUUCAAUAGGUGGACAUACACCUACGUUUUCCAAGUACUUUCAUCUGUUUAAAAAUUCACUUUUUCCAUUCGGAAAGCCUUUUCGGUACCAUAAUACUGGAAUUUAUGGCAAUGAAAACACCUUGAAAACCCUUUUUUUGAUGUGGCACCUAACUUUUGUUAAUUUGUAGUGUUUGUAAUUGUUUUUUUCCUUCACUAAUUUUGUUUUAAUUUUGAAUUUUACUUUUCCCUAUUAAUAUGCUAACAUGCCAGAUUAUUUAUAUGAUGCUUAGAUUCAGAUGUGCAAGUGCUCCAACUAACAGAGCUCGAGAUCAGUGGCCCGAGGGGGGGGCUCGUCCUCCCCCCCCGGUUUAACCAUUCCCUACAUCUUGAACCAAAGUAAGGCACUUGCAGGAUCUUGUCUUGUGCUGUGGCUUAAUCAAAAGUUAGAAAAGUUUUGGAUUUUUCCGUUUUUUUAUUUUUUGCUUCGGAAACAGGCAUUAAUAAUAAUAUAAUCAAAUUCCGUAAACUACUAGGCAUCCUUUAUGACUUCCUUUAUCGCUACCAUCCUUAUAUUAACCUUAGUUUCAUAACUUUAAGUCCGACACUUUCAACUUUCUAAAAGAUAUUUGAGUUGCACAAAUAACUUCCGCCCUGUCAGAAUGCGUUUGACGUAGCCCAUGUUUUGCUAUCAAAUAUUCUGUAACAUUUCUGAAUUAAUAAUGUUUCGUAUGAUGCCUUAUUUACGGAUGUUUACCCUUUAUAUUGUUUUAUCUUCACGCAUGUUUUAACUCGUAGUUACAUGGAUGUUUUAACCUUCAGUGAUGUCGAAAAGAAACGGCCCACCACACUGCCCACGGUAAUCGACUUGGGCGAGGAGACGGAUUCACAAUCACCCACCUGUCAACGGACAUUGGAAACCACACCCAACAACAACAAUAACACACAGAACAGGGAGAGCAAGUCACUUCUGAAUCUCAACGAAAACACACGAGUACGUAUACAUUUACUUUCUAGAAUCACUUUAAAGCUAUUAGGAGAGCACUAUAAGUUAUAAAAUCGAAGGUUUUAAUUAUUUCAUAAAACAACCUGUAAAAUUAAUUUCAAAAAACAACUGCACUUUAAGUCGUAAGCUAUUCAUGGUACAAAGAAAAUCUAAAAGAACCCGGAAUAGUUUUACAUACUUAACAUUAUUAGCAAUAAUAAAGUGUACAUACUAAAGUAAUUACAAACAAAGUUUAUAUCCAUAACAUAAUUAUACAAUUAACGAAUCCACACAUAAAUUUACAUAAGAAACAAGAAAACGAAAGUUUGAUUAAAAUGACUUAUUUCCAUAAACUUUCAGACCCCGCCCAAAAGGAAGAACACCGAAGUCGCUCUACUUGAGAAUAACUGCCACCAGACCAGCUUGAACAACAAUAACAACAACAGCUCCAACGAUCUCCAACCCUCAAAUCUCGUAGCCAAAGCUCAGAAGCACUACAACACACACGGUCCGGGAAAGGCCAUCAGAGGCUCCAAGGAGAAGAUCGUGUACUUGAGGGAACGAAAAGCUCUCAAAACUAUUGGCAUAGUUGUUUUAGGUAUGAUCUCUAUUUAGCUUCAGAAGUUUAUAUUUUUCCAAACUUUAAAAGUUUCCUAACGAAGAAACGGCUUGCCACAAAGACAUACUGUAUAACAAAGACUUUAAGAAUAACAUAAACAGAUCAAUCACUUCAAAAACAUGAUUCAAUAUAACACAACUUACCGUCGUAAACCACCUUCUUUCAGGAUUCAUAAUUUGUUGGAUGCCAUUCUUCGUAAUAUACUUGGCAGAAGUGUUCAUCCAACGUGUACAUACCACAUAUUCAUUCAAAAUCCUCAGCGAAUUCUUUCUCUGGCUCGGUUAUUCGAAUUCGGUAAGCGUGCCAUGUGUUUCUUCUAGAAAAACAAAGGUUAUCCAAUUGUAAACACCUAAAAAAUGCUUUGUUCUGGCUGUUGCAGAAGAACAUAUUAGUCCGUAUUGAGGUUAAAAUACCAUAUAAUUUUAGUUUUAAAUUUUACGUCUAACAGCUUUCUUAUGUUAGAUUAGACUUUCAAUUACAAGGUACUGUAAAGCCCCAAACUUAAAAAACUAACAAGUUUAAUAUCUUCACAACUAUUACUUUCAGGUACUAAACCCAAUCAUCUACACCAUGUACAACGGCGACUUCCGCCGCUGUUUCCGAGACCUGCUGGGCUUUGGGUGUGUGCAGACUCAUCGGCGGACAAUGUCCGUCAAGAAGCUGCAUCAACAAAGCACUGUCUUCUGA